Messenger RNA from Ficedula albicollis (Collared flycatcher), 969 nucleotides. Its product is annotated as formin-like protein 5. NCBI's taxonomy places the organism in Eukaryota, Metazoa, Chordata, Aves, Passeriformes, Muscicapidae. The transcript is spliced from 2 exons. Bases 1 to 969 code for a protein of 322 amino acids. The record is from RefSeq and is a predicted model, not a curated record.
AUGGCGGCUCCGCGCUGGGGACACGGCCGUUCAAGGGGGUCCCGGCUGUUCUCCCCCAGACCCUCAGCUCAGGGGGUCCCGGCUGUUCUCCCCCAAUCCUCCCCUCAGUUCAAGGGGGUCCCGGCUGUUCUCCCCCAGACCCUCAGCUCAGGGGGUCCCGGCUGUUCUCCCCCAAUCCUCCCCUCAGUUCAAGGGGGUCCCGGCUGUUCUCCCCCAGACCCUCAGCUCAGGGGGUCCCGGCUGUUCUCCCCCAAUCCUCCCCUCAGUUCAAGGGGGUCCCGGCUGUUCUCCCCCAGACCCUCAGCUCAGGGGGUCCCGGCUGUUCUCCCCCAAUCCUCCCCUCAGUUCAAGGGGGUCCCGGCUGUUCUCCCCCAGACCCUCAGCUCAGGGGGUCCCGGCUGUUCUCCCCCAAUCCUCCCCUCAGUUCAAGGGGAUCCCGGCUGUUCUCCCCCAGAUCCUCAGCUCAGGGGGUCCCAGCCAUCUUCACCCCAAUAUUCCCCUCAGCCCAGGGAUCCCGGCUGUUUUCCCCAGAGCCUCCCCUCAGAGCGAUCCCGCCCAUUCCCCAUCCUCCCCCUCAGCUCAGAGAGAUCCUGGCUGUUCUCCCCCAGACCGUCAGUUCGGGGCGAUCCCGGCCAUGCUCACCCCAAUCCUCCCCUCAGCUCAAGAGGAUCCCAGCUGACCCCCACCCCAAUUCUCCCCAAGGCUCAGUCCCCAAGGCUCAGAGCGAUCCUGGCCGUGUUUUCCCCAGAGCCUCCUCCUAAACUCAGAGGGUCCCGGCCGUGUCCCCCACCCCUCUCUCACCCCAGGAGGGUCCCGGCCGUGUCUCCCACCCCUCUCUCACCCCAGGAGGGUCCCGGCCGUGUCUCCCACCCCUCUCACACCCCAGGAGGGUCCCGGCCGUGUCCCCCCAGGCCCUCCCACAGCUCGGCGCUACCUCACCCCUGCGGACCGGAAGCGGAAGUGCGGUAG